CCAAAUCACAAGGAGCGGGAGGGCCUCUGGGAAAAGAUGCACUUCAACACACGUACCACGAUUCUGCUGUCAUUGGUGCGGUCAUGGCUGCUACCGAAUUGUAUUUGAUGCGCCCCACACUGGGCAGCACAUCUCUGCUGCUGGGGCUCCUCGUGGUUGCGGCCCUCACAAGUGAAGACACACACACACACACACACAGAGAGAGAGAGGCAGCAGCCACACAACACUAGAUGGGAGAAAAAAGGGCGGGCAACUGUACUUUGUGUGUGUGUGUGUGUGUGUGUGUGUGUCAGCUGUGAGUGUCGGCCAUGAGGGGGAUCAUGGCGAGGAGCAGACGAAAGGCAAAGAGGAUGACGGCGGAAUAAGCCACAGUGGUACACAUCUGAAAGGGAGGGAGAGAGGGAAGACACACACACACACACCCAGACUGCACAGCAAGACACAUCGCCCGCCCUCGUGUGUGUGCACUGCAGCGAUGGGUCACACCCGAGCCGAGCUGACAAAGGCAGUGGACCUCAACCCAGACAAACACAUCUAUGAGGUGGGGCGAGGGCUCAGCAACACUGCCUGCCACUCGUGUGUGAUUGUGAUGCCUUCUGCGCGUGUGUGCGUCAGGUGAAUCUGACGGCGUCCGUGAUAGAGUGGGACUAUGGGACGGACAGCAACAUCACCGCAUGGGCAUACAACGGACAGGUGAUGGUGAUGACAGAGAGCGAUGGAUGCCCCAGCCGACACACAGACCUGCAGUGUGCUCUCUCUCUCUCUCUUUUGUUGGUCAUCAAUCAGGUGCCAGGGCCGUUGCUGGAGGCCUCCCUUGGGGACAGGGUGAUCGUUCACUUCCACAACGGCCUGCCUGAGCCGUCGAUGAUCCACUGGCACGGCCUGGAGGUGCCCGCCAACAUGGACGGCAGCCAACGGGCACAGAAGGAGGUGCCCCCGGGGGGGUACUUCAGGUAUGACUUCACCCUCACGCCGUCCAUCUACCACUCGUCCUCGGGGCUGCUGGCCUUCUACCACUCACACUUCAACACACAUCAGCAGAUUGAGAAGGUGAGUGACUACGACGGGAGGGACGGCGUGGCGUGAAGGUGCGGACAUUUGUAGGGGUGCGUGUUGUUGUGUUGUCCUUCUGUCUGUCUGUCAGGGGCUGCAUGGCGCGUUCAUCGUCCGUGACCCACAAGAGGAGGCCCUGCUCGGUCUCGACAGUCAGCAGUAUGACGAGCAGGUGCUCGUCCUCGAUGACAUACUGCUGGUACCCUCGCACAACACAACACAGCAGGGGUUUGCGGCCCUGCCCUUCCCACCGUGUGCUCCUUUCUCUCUGUUGCACCCACUGCACAGAACGAGACAUCAGGCCGGCUGCACUCGUUCACACCGUACACCGACGACCCCCACAAGACACUGGAGGAGCUGCACAACGGGCGGGAAGGCAACUUCCUGCUCGUCAACGGCAGGAGCGCCAAGAGCGGCCUGGGGCGGAUGGUCAAGAAGGGCCGCGUGCAGCGGCUGCGCAUCCUGAAUGCGGCCAACGCGCGGUUCAUGCGGCUGAGCCUGGAGGGAGGGGGGAGUGGGGGUGGGGGCCAGCUAUGGCAGGUGGGAUCCGACGGGGGGCUGAUGGAGGCACCCAUACACAUCAUGCGGGAUGAAGACAUGCACAUGGACAUGGACACCAGGGAGUGGACGCACCACGGGCCAAUCCUCCUUACACCAGGUGCGAUGGAUGGAUGGAUGGUCUGCAUCUCAUCUCACGGCGUGCGUGUCAACAAACAUUUGCACGUCUCUGCAUGGCAUGUGAGUGAGUGUGUGUGCAGGUGAGCGUGUGGAUUUGCUGUGGAACCCUCCUGCCGAGUGCGACACCGACUGCCCCCGGCUCGUGUGGCACGACAUGACACGAGGGAGGAUCAAAGCAGCACUCUCAAUCAACGGCACCGAACACGACAAUGAUCAAGAGCAUGGCCAUGAUGACGGCAAGAUGGCCCACAGCCACAGGAGGUUGAACCUCCUUCGCGGCGGCACCAGUCGCCUGCUGCAAGAAGAUGAUGAAGAGGACGAGCAGGACUGCAUGAUGGACGGCAUGAGCGAUGGUGAAAGAGAUGAUGAGAUGGCUGGUGCAGCCAGCGACCACGUCCAUCAUGGCGGAAUGGGACGAGGGAGAGGCCUGCACAUGGGGCAUAUGGGCCAGAUGGGGAUGGGCGGAGGUGGCCACAUGGGCCACAUGGGAGGGAUGGGCGGCCACCACGACGAAGACGACGAAGCGGAGGGCACAGAUGAUCACAUCCAUCAUCACGGCGGCAUGGGCGGCAUGGGGCUCGGCCAUAUGGGGAGGAGAGGAGGGCACGGCGGACACAUGGGCGGCGGCGGCGGGAUGGGCGGCCAUGGGCCUGGUCACGGUCACGACGGCAGCACCGGUGAUGAUGAGGACGACGGCGGCCACCACAUGGGCCCCGGGAUGGGCGGCGGCAAGGGAUGCAAAUGCCCUCACUGCCGACACGGCCCCUCACACGACCAUGGUGGCAGCCCGCAUGGCGGACAUGGCGGCCACGGGGGUCAUGGGAUGGCGCCCGACCCCCAUGACGGGCACAAGGCCGACGAAUCGCUGAUGACCUUUCAUGUGGAGGAUGGAGGGACGGGGAAGAGUUCUCGGCUGCUAGCUGCUGGCAGGAAGGCGUUUUCGCCUCCCGCCCGGCUUGUGGAGAUACCGCAGCUGGAGAUGGACACAGACACGCCGAUGCUUCACGUGAGCCACAGACGGGACGGCCGGAGAGGCUGUGUGGUGCACUGUGGGGGCUGUGCUGUGUUGUGGUGCAGGUGGAGUAUGGGCACUCGAUGCCUGAGGGCGAGACGGGUCAGCUGUCCUUCUGGAUGAUGUCCAGCGCCGAGGGCGAGCCGCUGCCCAACAUGAUGCUGACGGCGAGGCAGGCGCCCCACUUCUACGUCAACGACACCGUCAUGAUACACGUCAACAACCCCAUGAUGGCGUGGCACAACUUCCACAUACAUGUACGCGACGCGCGGACACAGAUGAGACACAGCCGCCAUACCACACACACACACACACACACGCUCCUCUCCUUUUUGCAGGGCUUCAAGUUUCAGGUCAUUGAGGUAGCCCAGUCAAAUAGCUCUCACGGCCAUGCGCACACCCACGCCACUGCCGACAACCACACCCACACCCCCGUCAUGCACCACAUGCCGCCGCCAUCCGAGCAGCCACGGCAUUGGAAGGACACAGUGGCAGUGCCGCCCAGCUCAUCUGUCAAGGCCCUGGUGCACUUCACUGACGAGGGCCGUGCGGGGAAGGUGUCGGCGUUCGGGGCAAAGAGCGAGGGCGAGAGGAGUGGGGGGUGGCUCUUCCACUGCCAUAUGCUGGUGAGCACGUGUAGCAAAGAUGGCAUGGCGAGAUGCCUGAUGUGUUGUCAAUAUGUGUGUGUGUGUGUGUGUGUGGGUGUGUGUGUGGGUGUGUGUGUGGGUGGGUGUGUGUGUGUGCAGGAGCAUGCGGCAGCAGGCAUGUCUGCUUUUUUCCAGCUGACAGAAAGGGACAAUGGCGAUGGCGAGGAGGGGGGAGAGGGGAAAGGGGCGGACGACGGCGGCCACCCUCACGACAUGAUGGGAGGCAUGGAUCACGACGGCCACCCUGGGGGCCACCACCACCACAUGGAUAUGGGCCUGUAGAUAGAUGUGUGCGUAUGUGUCUGUACGCACCGACACCUCACCCUCUGUCAAUACCAUCGACCUGAUACCUGACUUGUCCGUCCUCGCUCAGCGGGGCGUUAGCUGUAGCUCUAGAGGGGUGAUACUGUAUGUGUGAUGCGCGCAUCUGGGGC
Vitrella brassicaformis is the source of this 3824-nucleotide messenger RNA. The record is from the annotation of a GenBank genome assembly. Lineage: Eukaryota; Vitrellaceae.